UUCAUUUCGUUGUGUCAAGGUCGUAAUUAAAAAUGGCGACAAUAGCUUCAAAUAGUGUACGAAUUUCUCGGACAUUUUCAGCUCGUGUAGGAAAUAUUUUAAAUAAUCGGAAUGGCAGAUUAAUACACCACACAAAACGCUACCUGAAAACACAGGAUGGCAAAAGGGUUGACUUUGGUUUCCUGUUCGAUAUUGAUGGCGUUAUCGUUAGAGGGAAGAAACUUUUGCCAUCUGCUAAAGACGCAUUUCGCAUGUUGAUUGAUGAAAAUGGCAAGUUUAAAGUUCCAGUAAUAUUCGUUACCAAUGCUGGAAACACUCUACGACAAAAGAAGGCAAAAGCGUUAUCAGACUGGUUAGACAUAGAGGUUGUUGCUGAGCAGGUUGUCAUGUCUCACAGUCCAUUGAAAAUGUUUAAACAGUUCCAUGACAAACAUAUACUCGUGUCUGGGCAGGGCCCAGUAGUAGAAAUAGCCAAAGGUUUAGGUUUCUCUCAAAUAACUACCAUGGAUACUCUAAGACAGUGUUUUCCCCAUCUUGAUAUGGUGGACCAUAAUAGAAGAAAACCAGCACCAUGUGCAUUUGAACAGUUUUUUCCAAGGAUAGAAGCUGUGAUAUUGUUUGGAGAACCAGUGAGAUGGGAGACAAACUUGCAGUUGGUUAUAGACACACUUCUGUCAGACGGUAAACCCUAUGUGGCCCCUAAAGAGAUCCCUUAUCCUCACAUGCCUGUUUUAGCCUGUAACAUGGACCUUCUAUGGAUGGCUGAGGCUUGUAUGCCAAGGUUUGGUCACGGUUGCUUCCUGCAUAGUUUGGAAAGCUUGUAUCAGAAAAUCUCUGGUCGUGAAUUGAAGUAUACAGCAUUAGUAGGCAAGCCAAGUGAAUUGACGUACCGUCAUGCAGAUUUUCUACUGUACGAACAAGCCAGAAAUAUGGGCAUGAAUGGAAUAAAAACAAUAUAUUGUAUAGGUGACAAUCCUGAAUCUGAUAUAUAUGGAGCAAACUUGUAUGACAAAUACCUACAGAAGCGUGUAAUUCACACCAACGUUAACGUAAUCAAGCGCACCCAACAGCAGACGGCUGGAUCUCAGAUCAUAGAUGUAGAUGAAACAGACACAGAUUCUGAUUUGGAUUCAGAACGGACUUCUGCUUUAAAAGAUAAUUCAGCUGAAGUGUAUGCUAAAAGCUGUCAGUCUAUACUUGUAUGUACGGGUGUGUAUUGCUCUUCCAGGGACUAUGUUACGUACGGACGAGCAAGAUCCUCGAAUCAUAAUCAUCGAGACUUUGUACUAGAUCCCGUUCUUACUCAGCCAAAGUUUGUGACUCAAAAUGUGCAUGAGGCGGUCAAGCUUGUAUUUCAGAAGGAAAAGGUUAUCUCCCCUUUUGUUAGUUGAUGAAGGCUUUAUCAUUAGGCACACGGGUUUCAGAUAUAUCUCAGUACCUGAAUCUUACUUACUGGUGUAAUUUGUUUUUACUGCGUAAUGCUUUCUUCACAAUUAGGCAUUUCACUUUAUUUUUAGCUCACCUGUCACAUAGUGACAAGGUGAGCUUUUGUAAUCGCGCAGCGUCCGUCGUGGGUGCGUAAACUUUUGCUUGUGACCACUCUAGAGGUCACAUUUUCAUGGGAUCUUUAUGAAAGUUGGUCAGAAUGUUCACCUUGAUGAUAUCUAGGUCAAGUUCGAAACUGGAUCACGUGCGGUCAAAAACUAGGUCAGUAGGUCUAAAAAUAGAAAAACCUUUUGACCUCUCUAGAGGCCAUAUAUUUGAAAAGAUCUUCAUGAAAAUUGGUCAGAAUGUUCACCUUGAUGAUAUCUAGAUCAAGUUUGAAACUGGGUCACGUGGCAUCAAAAACUAGGUCAGAAGGUCAAAUAAUAGAAAAACCUUGUGACCUCUCUAAAGGCCAUAUUUUUCAUGGGAUCUGUAUGAAAGUUGGUCUGAAUGAUCAUCUUGAUGAUAUCUAGGUCAAGUUCAAAACUGGGUCAUGUGCGGUCAAAAACUAGGUCAGUAGGUCUAAAAAUAGAAAAACUUUGUGACCUCUCUAGAGGCCAUACUUGUGAAUGAAUCUUCAUAAAAACUGGUCAGAAUCUUCAUCUUGAUGAUAUCUAGGUCAAGUUUGAAAGUGGGUCAAGUGUCUUUAAAAAGUAGGUCAGUAGGUCAAAAAAUGAAAAAAACCUUUGACCUCUCUAGAGGUCAUAUUUUUUAUGGGAUCUGUAUGAAAGUUGGUCUGAAUGUUUAUCUUGAUGAUAUAUAGGUCAGGUUUGAAACUGGGUCAACUGCGAUCUAAAACUAGGUCAGUAGGUCUUGAAAUAGAGAAACCUUGUGACCUCUCUAGAGGCCAUACCCUUGAAUGGAUCUUCAUGAAAAUUGGCCAGAAUGUUCACCUUGAUGAUAUCUAGGUCAAAUUUGAAACUGGGUCACGUGCCAUCAAAAACUAGGUCAGUAGGUCAAAUAAUAAAAAAACCUUGUGACCUCUCUAGAGGCCAUACUUUUCAUGGGAUCUGUAUUAAAGUUGGUCUGAAUGUUCAUCUUGAUGAUAUACAGGUCAAGUUUGAAACUGGGUCAACUGCAGUCAAAACCUAGGUCAUUAGGUCUAAAAUUUGAAAAAUCUUUUGACCUCUGUAGAGGCCAUAUUUUUCAAUGGAUCUUCAUGAAAAUUGGUCAGAAUUUUUAUCUUGAUGAUAUCUAGGUCAAGUUCAAAACUGGGUCACAUGAGCUCAAAAGCUAGGUCACUUUGUCAAAUAAUAGAAAAAACGAUGUCAUACUCAAAACUGGGUCAUGUGGGAACAGGUGAGCGAUUCAGGACCAUCAUGGUCCUCUUGUUUAUGAAAGACGUGCUGUGUAUGUACUGUGAAGUAAUCACAUUUUUAUUUUUUGUUUUACAGAUUUUAUUAUUUACUUAUUUACAAUUUUGGUAAUCAUUUGUUUGCAUUGCAUAGACAAGUGCUGAAAUUAGCUGUUUUAAUUGAGUUUUCUACAACUGUAUGCAACUAUCAUUUAUAUGUUUUCAAAAUUCUGCUAUUAGUAAAUGUGUAAAACUGAUUUUCCUAUAUUUGGUAAAUGCUGAAUAGGUUGAAUAUGAACUUGAAAUUUUGCACAGAUUUUAACUGUCAUUUUGAUCUUUACCCUGCUUGUGGCAAGUGAUUCAGCCUUUGCGACCAGUGCAGUCUGAUCUUGGUCUGCAUUGUUCGUUAUUCAGCCAGUAAAUUUUCAGUGAACACCCCUUCAAAUAAUAAAUGGUACAGCCCAAAUUGAAUGAUGGAGCAGUCCAUUACAGAAAUUUAGCAGGAUAAGGGUUAAUUUUAUUGCCAUGCUUAUUCAUUUGAAAGCGUUUUAUAAUUUCCUCACUGUUCUUCUGUUGUUUGCUUAACAUUUGUCCAACUGUCUGAUUUUCUUUAUCCUUUGUAUGGUUGAAGAUUUAUUAUCAGUCUCAAUUGUCCAAUUAGCUGUGUUUGCUGUUGGCGAUUUUGCGAUCCUGUCAUCAUGGUCAUCAGCCAAUGAAAUCUGUUGAUUUAGGGAACAAGUUCCUGUCUUGCUUUUUACAUACUUUCAGACUGGAACAAACAAACCCUGGUCUGGCUGCAUAUUUGGGAAGUUUUGAAGCUGUGUGGUCAACUAUGAAUGUCAACCAGUUGGUCUCACUGCCCUUUUGAGCAGUGUUUUGUAGUCAGCACACAUUGCUACAACUGUCAGCCAGCUAGUCUGACUACACGAUGGGGCAGUGUUGAAGCAGUGAGGUCAACACACAUUGCUAAGACUGUCAACCAGUUGGUCUCACUGCACUUUGGGACAGUGUUGUGUAGUCAGCACACAUUGCUACAACUGUCAGCCAGCUAGUCUGACUAUGCAUUGGGGCAGUGUUGAAGCAGUGAGGUCAACACACAUUGCUAAGACUGUCAACCAGUUGGUCUCACUGCACUUUGGGACAGUGUUGUGUAGUUAGCACACAUUGCUACAACUGUCAGCCAGCUAGUCUGACUAUGCAUUAGGGCAGUGUUGAAGCAGUGAGGUCAACACACAUUGCUAAAACUGUCAACCAGUUGGUCUCACUGCACUUUGGAUCAGUGUUGUGUAGUCAGCGCACAUUGUUACAACUGUCAGCCAGCGUGCCAGUAUAGGUUCUGUUCAUAUAUAGUGGUAGGCCAAAAUGUUGAGCAUGUGCUUAUGUCAGUUAAUAUUCAUGACCCUCUUAUCAUCAGUACUUGGGAAGAAAAUGAGGUAUCUGUUGAUUUCUGUAUCCUGUCAGCAAGCAGGAUAUAUUUUAGCCCCAGUCUGUCCAUCUUCCACAAAUAUCAUGCAUAUUAUACUCUCCCCUUUCAUUUCAGGUAAAAUCGGUUCAAAUUUUAUUAACAUGGUAAUCACUGUAGGUUAUAUAGAAAGUAGAAGUAUAUAAAAGGGAAUUGUUGUUAACGGGGCCAUAAUUCUUGCUGUUAUGCGGCUCUUGUUUUAUUUUGAGUACCGUAUGAUAUCGUACCAUGAUGGAUAAGUGAUAUCAUAGUUAUUUUCUGGGUGCACCUAUGGGGUUUUAUAUUAAUUCCAAUGAAAAUUCAGUCAGUAUUAGACGAGUUUGUUUUAUCAAAGGCUGUUGUUAUAUUAUAUUAAGUCUGAUAUUAUGGAUCUGCAUUCAUGUUAUGUUAUUUCCGGUAUUUUGCUGGAAAUUGUAUAUUAAAUGAUUUUUCAUACAUAAUGUAUUCCGUGAUUUUAUACUGAUUAAUUCAGUGUUAUGUCUUGUGUUGUUUGGUAGUUAAACAUGUUGUCAGAUCUUCGGCGCUUUGAUUAUGUUUUUUGUUCACAUGUUAAGUUUCACAUUUUUUGAGAUUUUCAUAUUAUUUUUUAGUUGAGUUAAUGUUCUUGCUUGAGUUUUUAGCUGAAUAACAAAACUGUCAUUAGCUUGAAUAUUAGAAAAAUAAGCAGGGAGCUAUUGGACUCGCCUUUUUCAUCUAGGACUGGGACGAUUACUCAGUUAAUUGGAUUCGAUUCGAUUACUAGGUGAAACUGGUUUCAAUUUUGCAAAACCGCUAAUCGCUCUUAAACAAUAAACCACAAAUUGUACUUGAUCUUUAUAUAUUUCUUUGACCAGCACAUUGACCUGCAUUAUAUUUCCACUAAAACACAUCAAUCAACAUAAUCAAUAGUCUCGGAUUCGCUUGUUGUGAUAUAUUUAAAAUGAAACACACCAAAAUAUGACUUAUUAACUUUCAAACUGCUUGCAAGCGAUGAAGUCAGUAAGUCCCUAAUAAAGUCAGCUGCUGGAAGUACAUUGAUACGGUCAUCAGGAAGACAAAGAUCAUUUUCAAUAUGGCGGCCGAUUAACCGGUUCAAUUCGAUUUCAUACAAAUGAUUAACCGGUUUCAAAAUUUUGAAAUCGUCACUGCCCAAUUUUCAUCCAUGUCCCGAUUUGUUAGGUUUAUAUAUGUAAGCUGAUAUCUCAGUAUCGGCUAAUGGGAAGGAUUAUAUCUUCAUACACUUGUUCACUGUGAUGAUUUGACAUGCAGCGAACAGAUUUCGAAACUCACUUUCUUUUUCACAAAGGUAUUGCCCAUUUUUGACUUAGCAAUACAUUUAAACAAAAUCAUUGCUCCUUUUUAUUCUAGUUUAUGUCAUUGUGUUCAUUUAUUCAUUUGACAAGGCUUUUGAGUAGUCAAGCAUUGUUGUUCUCCAACAGCUCUUGUUAUAUUAUACAUGGUGUAAUUGAAUGGAACAGAUUCGGGAGAAAUUAAGAGAUUAGUAUUUGAGCCGCACCAAGAGAAAACCAACAUAGUGUGUUUGCGACCAGCAUGAAUCCAGACUAGCCUGCCCAUCUGCGCAGUCUGGUCAGGAUCCAUGCUGUUCACUAACGGUUUCUAUAAUUGUAAUAGGUAUGGGCGGCGGUUACUGCCAAAAUUAGUAAAUAUACCAGCCAUUCAUAAACAAGUCAGUCAGUGCAGUGCAUUUCAUAGCUGUCUAGUCUAAAACUCCAUCCCGUCCAAUAAAUUUGCAUUCAACGCAUUGUAUUUUGAAACCAUUUAACACAAAACUUUAUUCCAUCCAUCUUAAACAUGGAACCAUGCACAGUACUAUGAAAUCAUCCAACAAAACAUGAUACUAUCCAGCUCAAUGUGAAGCCGUUUAACACAACAUGAGUACAUGCAGUGUAAAAUGAAAUAUUUAUUACAACUUGACGCUGUCUAAUGCAUAUUGAAACCGCUUUGUGUAAUUAAGAGCGGUGUAUAAAAACUUGAUGCCAUGCAGUCCAAUGUGAAGACGUUUAAUGCAACAUGAGUUUGUGCAGUGUAAAAUGAAAUGAUUCGUUAAAACUUGGCGUCGUCUAAUGCAUAUUGAAACCGUGUUGUGUGAUUUUGAGCGGCGUAUCAAAAUUUGAUGCCAUGCAGCCAAAUGUGAAGCCGUUUAAGGUGAAGAAGGUGUAAUUCAGCGACGUCUGGCUGACAUGGGUGUUUUUUUGUCCUACUUUCGUGUUUAUCGCUUUUCCGUAAUCGGGGAUCACGUGAUUUUAAAAUUCAUUGAAACAAAUAUCCCGUUUAAAGACGCACCACUUGCACAAAAUAACUGUAUUUUUUGUAUUUCCUUGAUGGUAGUUAUACUUGAUUUGCAUGAAAAAUAUGAGAUAUACAAGAUUUUUAGUUUCAAAUUGACAGUGUCAUAUAUAAGGUCUAUAUUCUUAAUACUAUGCUGAAAAAAAGAUUGACUGAAUACAUUUGCGUAUGAAGUUUUGAAAACAUUUAUUUCGGCAGGGCCUAAAUUGUCCCCCCAAAAACUUGUAGUAUAGCUAUUUAUUACCUGUAUUAUAAGAAUGAGAUUUUCCAUGAAGUUUUUGUGAGUUAAAAAAAAAUGUUGAAUUCCCUAUGAAUGUAAACAUUAUUGUUGGUGUUUGCAUCUACUAAUAAACUUUGAUAAUGUGGCAGUUGACCUCAAUACAAUCGACACUGUUUAUUUUCCAAUACAGGUAAAUCCAAUAAUUGCUUUACAAUAGAUCUGUGAUGGAUUAUCUUUGAACACCCCUAGACUCAACUGCCACAUUAUCAAAGCUUAUUAGUAUUCAUAAAUUAUAGCCUUGUUUUGGAGCAUUCUUCCGGGAAGAAAAAACGAAGAUGCGCAACGGGCUCGCAAGCAGUCGGAAAACAUACUUAAAUGUCUUUUCUAUAUGAUAAUGGGUACAGGCUUGAGAAUUAUGAAAGGCAUGUCAAAAUUCUUAUAUAUUUUGAAGACUGCUGAUGUGUAUAAAUUUUAUUUAUCAAUCAGACAUUUUAUAUCAUUGCUGUAUAAGAUACAGCCAUAGCAGUUAUCAAAUGCAUUGUCAUAAUAAAAAUGAAAAAUUAUGAAAAACUUUAAAAUUUGAGGUUUCUGUUUUGUUUCGUAUUGUAGGUAGAAAUGAUUUACCGACAAUUUAACUGUUAUUGUUUCCAAACUUCCUAACGGUAUCAGCUUGCUCAACAUUUAUUACUGACAACAUCUCUGUAGCAGGUUUGUUUAGAUGCAGUAGUUCCCAAAGAUAAAUUAUAGCAAAAGCAAGUAAAUUGGCAGUCGCUCAGUCCCGAAUAUGUUACAACUUUGCAUGCUGCAUAUUAUUCCUACAUGGUUUCAUGUCUCUAUCAUUUUUUAAAAUAAAUGUAACAAAAAUCUUGAAGCACUUAAUGAAAUACAUGCGACACAAUUUUAUGUAUAUUUUCGACUACGUCAAGGGCCAUAACACUGGUCUGACUAUGUGAGGUCAAAUUAAAACAUUAUAUACUCAAAUGGUAAUACUGAUAACAAUCCUGUGAGGUUUGAUUACUCUGGGUCAAUACUUUCUUAGAUAUAUCAGACACUAUUUCGGACUGACGGACGGACGGGCGGGGGAACACUAAUUGCCCCGACCAAACAUAGCUUGGAUAGGACACAUAAAAAGAUAUAUUUCAAAUUGUUACAUUCUCUAUGCAAAGAAAUUUACCACCAGUUGCACCGUAUAUUAUACUUAAAAACACAUCUUGAAAUAUGUCCUAACAUUUCAUGCGAAAAAAAAUGUACAGCUUUCUUUUCACCACGGAAUACAAUGAAAAAUCAGAUUAUUUCCGACCGAAUAUUUGUAUAUGUACGUGUAUAUACACUGCGGCUUAAUUGUGUUUUGUCUCGCAAUUGUACAAUCUAAGUAGUUAACUUGAAAAUUACCACAUAUGUUUACGUGAUAAAGACAACUAUGAAAUAUAAUGAUUUGGAAAUACAAGAAUGAAAGUAUGUUUUAGAAAAUAUUAGAUUUUUUAAAAUGGAAUGGCUAAAUAUCUAUUUGCAAACAGCAUACACAGUUUUAGUAAUAAGACGUUUGCGUAACGUCAGAAAAAAAAGCGGGAAAAUGCGCAACGUUAAACGCCGCCCAUAGCGCCAUUUGAGACUUUAUCAUUUUUUGCGACUUCACAGCUCGAAAAUGAAGUCGGUAGUCAAGGACUUUUUUUUUCGUUAUUUUGCUGAGAAAUGCCUUUGAAAUAAUUGUGUAAAUUUUAAAAAAAUUCUGUGGACCAGUAAAUGCAUGCUCCCAAUUUAUACAAGAAACGUCAUUUCCGUAGAGGUCAGAUUUUGGAACAACACAUACUAAGAUUUAUGGUUACAACUUAAUAAAUUGGAAAGAGUCAGCCUCAAACUUAUCACUUAACAAACUUGUGUGCAGUCAGUGUCGCUGUGGGCUAACAUUUAUCUGGUAGACGUGUAUUUCAUUGAUUUAUCAAAUGAUUUUAUUAUGACUUUUUAUGUUUGAAAAAUGCACGAGAAAAUGGGGGUAGGGUAAAAUUUAUGAAAAUACUGCGAAAACAAAGUUGGUGACCCCUGAUUUUUAUUUGCUCAUUUUACAGUAAAAUAAAUUUAUAAGAUAAUAUUAGUUUUUUUUUUAAAAUUCUAUGGACCAGUUUUUGCACACUACUUAGUCAUUCCGCACAAAAAUAAUAAUCUCAUAGAAAGAUUUUGGCAUGAUUUUUGCAUAAAAUAAGCAUUCCUUCAGCGAAUAGCGGGAGUAUGUAUUUGAAAAUUACAUCACCGUGUAGGUUUCGACUGGCAUAUUAUAUAAAAUGGAACAAAAAUACUUCUUAAAUAAAAUGAAUGCCCCGAGACUAAAUUAACCGCCAGGAAAACGGCAAUGUCACAACUAUUUCCGACUAGGCUUAAAGGUGAAUUUUUGACGUCAUUUGCGUAAAAAGUGUGCAUCUGAUCUUUUCGAUAAUUGUACAUCGGGUGAAGAUCAACUUUUGCUGUAAUCUACGUAUGUUAUCUAGGAUGUAAAUUGUUUUUGAAAAUCCGGCUCAUUACACCUUCUUCACCUUAACGAAACAAGAGUAUGAGCAUUGUAAAAGGUUAAUAAGACUAUCAGUUCAUAAGUUUGCCCUGUUAUAAAUAUAGAUUCUGGAUCAGUUUUACAUAAGAAUAUCUUAAAAUUUGUCAUAAAACCGACCUUUUGGUAAAAUUCUAACAUUUAAUUUGACACUGUUCCUGCGAUUUAUCUGACUUAUUUUCGUGAAACAUCUUUCUUCUUAGUUUAAGCUUUGUCAGAAGUAUGCUUCGUGAAACAGACAGUAUAUUCACUAAUUUUGGCGGUAACCACCGCCCAUAAAAAGGCUUUGAAAGCGAAAGCGAACAGCAUGGAUCCUGAGACUGCGCGGAUGCGCAGGCUGGUCUGGACCCAUGCUGGUCACAAACGCACUAUGUUGGUUUUCUCAUGGUUCAGCUCAAUUAUAGAGACACAUAUUCAGAAUUGGCCGAAGGAAAGGGAAGCAGUAUUACAUAACUCUUACUGAAAAACUCGUAAAAAUUAUUGACUUUGUUCAUUAUUUUAGUAAAACUGAGAUUUCCUUUUAACUAAAACUUCAUGAACCAGUUGCAUAAAACUCCUGUCAUAAGGGGGGUGGCGUUAAUACAUUCAGUCUGUCUGUUUGUCCACUUUACAAAAAAGCCAAAAUGCUUGUCAAGGUCUGUGCAACAUGUAAAUAAAACUUUUUUAUGUUAAAACUGAAAUUAAACAGUUCACAAAUACAGUAUACAGUAAUAGGGGUGUUGUCUUCAGUGUAGAGAACAAUAUAAUGAUUUCUCGAUCAAGAAAGGUUGUGAUAUUAUGUACAUACUGAGAAAUGGGUGAAAACUAUCCGAGUCGAAAAUCUCCAUUGAUAUUCGUUUACUCAAUGCACUCUUAUUUUAUCAUUUCUUAUACUGUCUGGUAACAGCAUUCAUCAAAUGAUUUUGUUUUGCAUUGAUUUUUUAUUAUGAUAGAAAAUGCAGGUAUUCAUUUCAUUUAAGUUAUUGUACAAUGUUGUUACUUUUGCUCCAAUUAAAUUAAUACAGGGUUUGCAACUGAAACCGUGAGAUAAUUAAUAUUCCUGAGGGAAUAAUUUUCGUGGUUGCAUAGAUCUACAAAAUUAAAAUCCCAACAGACAUAUAAAAUUCACAUUCAUUUCAUCUUAAGAAGUUGAAAUCCACCAAUUCAUAUUUCCACAAAAUUUCAUGCUCACGAUAUUAAAAUUACUUCACAUAAAAGCUUUUCUUAACUGAAAUAAGUUUUGUGUAGCUUUAUUUAACCCUUAUCAUGCUGGACAGGAUUGAUUCAGCCUUUGCUUCCAGUGUAGAUCAUGAUCAGCUUGCAUAUCCAUGCAGUCUGAUCAAGAUCUGCACUGUUUGCCAUUCAGUCAGUAUCUUUUUGGUAAGCACCCAUUUUAACAGUUCAUGGUACUGUCCAAAUUGAAAGAUGGACAAGUUCAUUAUAGAAAUUUAGUAGGGUAAGGGUUAACCAAGUCAUACUUAAGCUUAUAUAGUGUGAUAGUUUUGGUCAGUAUAUACUUACAACUGUCUCUUUUUAAAACUACGAUUUUGUUUCAUACACCCACCCAUUAUGUACAAAGUCCAUUUUACCCGGUUUUGGGAACUAUUUUUUGGCUUGUAUUGACUGGUUUCCUUUGCCAGUAUGUUUUACUGUAGUUGCUUUUUCAUGUGUUUCACAGAGUAAAUACGGUAAACACAGUGAAUGCUGUAAAACCGAUUAAUUUCGUUGGCAUGGAAUUUUGUAGUUUUGACCAGAACAACAAUUCCUUUGGGAUAUGAAUUCGAAAAUUUUAACUUUUUUUAGUGAAUUAUUUAUUUGGAUUGAAUUUUGCAUUGGGAUCAUAUUUUGCGGAUUGAAUCAACCACAAAAUCCACGAAAAUCAGUCCCGAACAGUAACAUUGGGUAUGACAUUGAUAGAAGUUGUAGCUGAAACAAUUCAUUUUUCAGAAUUUAUCCAUGUGCCAGUUUAUUAUGAUAAAUAGUUGGGUUGAGAUAUUGUACUGGUAUUUGUUUCUGUAUGUGACUGUUUCUUUCAAGAAACACCUGUUUCGAAACAUUUCAGUUUUAACCAAAAUGUAGAUGCACAGUUCAUGAAACCAUUCUGUCAAAACUAUGUAAAUUGGCAUGUGGCAUGCCUCUUGAUUAAGCUGAUCGGACCAUUUUUAGCAGACACUUCAUAGAGAGGUUGUGAUUUCAUAUUUGUAUGUGAAGUAAUCUCUGUAAUAAUAAUGAAAAACGGUAUCAGUACUUGCUUAACAUAAAUCUACAUGACAUUGUUUAAGACUUGAUUUUGGUUUUCAAAGCACAUUUUGAACAUAUACAGAUAAUUUAUGAUGCUUUCUGAAAGCAUACACAUACGUUCACAUCUUCUCUUACGUUGUUUUGUCACCAUUUUUUAGUUACCCAUAGAGACACAUAUCAGAUAUACAGGCUAGUAUCUUCUUUGAAAUGGCAACAGGUUGUAUACAGUCAGACCUUUGUAUAAAGACCACACUCGCUGAUAUUAAAGCCAGGUGGUCACUGGCCAGAGGUGGUCUUUAGCACAGGGUUGACUAAAUGUAGAACUGUUCUGAGAUUUUUUUCUGCACUGAUGAAGUUUAUCCAAUUUAACUUCACAUAAAAGUGCAUAUUUUAAGGAGUUAUGGCCCUUAGAAAUUUGGUUUUAUACAUAGUGUUUCAAGAUUAUCACAUGUUUCUGUAUUAUGCUAAAUGAUUGUAGCUUUUAUAGCGUUUACUUUAAAAAAAAAUUUCUGUCAUGAUAUUAUCAUUGUCAACUUUGUUUAUUUUAGUUUCAAUAGGAUAAAAAUUACAUGAGUUACAGCCCCUUAUUUAACAUUGCAGAAUCAAAAGAGUUAUUAGAGAGGUAUUUGUGUCCUAUGAACACAUUUGUUUUAAUGAUUUUUGAAAUGUUUCAGAAUGUAUUCUAUGUAGCUGUUGUUAAAAGUGGUCUUUUGCUUUUAUAGAGGCAAAAAUAUACAAUGUACUUUAAUAAGAUAAAUAUGUUUGUUUUGAACUGUUCAUACACAAGUCGAUCUGACUGCAUACAUAUAAAAAUGAAACAUUACAGUACAUUAAUUGACAUCACACAACACUUGAAUACAGUUAAUAUGUAAUAAGAGUUAACAUGGCAGAGAAGGUGUUUUUUUUGUUCUCAAGACAUUAAUUCACUAAGAAACUGGGUCCGCUUUUUCUAACUUCUGGCUGAUCUUGGUCUGCACUGGUCGCAAAGGCAAAAUCACUUGCUGCCAGCAGGCUGAAUGUUAAAAUGCAGUAUUUUAUUUUUGCUCUGUCAUUUUUAAAUGAAGCAUAGAUAGUAACAAAACCUUAAACUUAGAUGAAUAAAGGCAAUGGUCUUGUUGGCAUUUGUAGGGAGAAUGUUUUUUUGUAUGUAAAUGGGAUGUAAAACCAAGAUUUUUAGUCCUGUUUGGCACCAUAUAACCUGUACCACUGGUGUGCUGUAAAAUCUAAAUCAAAAUUAGAGGUGUCCUUAAUAGGGGUUAUAUUGUAUUUUUUUAGUUUCAGGGAUAUUAAAGAAGGUAGUUGGAAAAUAUCCUUUCAGUUGUGUUAAACAGUGGAAGUUUGUAAACAUCCCGAUAAAAAGGUUUUUGUUUAGCCCCCAGUAGAAGUUGCUUUAGCAUUACAAAAAUAAUUAUUGUGAUAAAAAUAGAGAUUUAUCUUAAGGAUGUGUAGAAAUUAAACAAAAUAUGCAAAUCAAGCUG
Messenger RNA from Mercenaria mercenaria, 12984 nucleotides. RefSeq names its product haloacid dehalogenase-like hydrolase domain-containing 5. The coding region runs from base 33 to 1391 and encodes 452 amino acids. The record is from RefSeq and is a predicted model, not a curated record. Gene Ontology annotation, cellular component: mitochondrion. The transcript has 8 exons. Lineage: Eukaryota; Metazoa; Mollusca; Bivalvia; Venerida; Veneridae. Gene Ontology annotation, biological process: glycerophospholipid biosynthetic process.